Molecule: messenger RNA, 1998 nt
Organism: Colletotrichum destructivum
Lineage: Eukaryota; Fungi; Ascomycota; Sordariomycetes; Glomerellales; Glomerellaceae
Product: Putative small ribosomal subunit protein eS4
Exons: 3
Coding region: 123-911 (262 amino acids)
Biological process (GO): translation
Cellular component (GO): cytosolic small ribosomal subunit; ribosome
Molecular function (GO): RNA binding; structural constituent of ribosome
Source: RefSeq, a predicted model, not a curated record
AAGGAUUUUGGCCCUUUCUCUCCUGUACUCCACGUCCCGAGACCAAAAUUUGUGUAUUUUCGACUUCGACCUUCACACCCACCGACCAGAUACCCCCAUAGACUAACCGGCAGUCAGACAAGAUGGGCAAGGGACUCAAGAAGCACCAGAAGCGCCUUAGCGCGCCUUCGCACUGGCUCCUGGACAAGUUGUCCGGAACCUACGCGCCCCGCCCCUCGGCUGGUCCUCACAAGCUCCGCGACUGCCUGCCGCUGAUCGUCUUCCUGCGCAACCGUCUCAAGUACGCGCUCAACUUCCGCGAGACCAGGUCCAUCCUGAUGCAGCGCCUCAUCAAGGUUGACGGCAAGGUCCGCACCGACAUCACCUACCCCGCCGGCUUCAUGGACGUCAUCACCAUCGAGAAGACGGGCGAGAACUUCCGUCUCAUCUACGACACCAAGGGCCGCUUCACCGUCCACCGGAUCCAGGCCGAGGAGGCCGAGUACAAGCUCGGCAAGGUCAAGCGCGUCCAGCUUGGCCGCGGUGGAAUCCCAUUCUUGGUCACGCACGAUGCGAGAACCAUCCGCUACCCUGACCCCCUCAUCAAGGUUAACGACACCGUCAAGAUCGACCUGAAGACUGGCAAGAUCCAGGACUUCAUCAAGUUCGACACUGGCUCCAUUGCCAUGGUCACCGGUGGUCGCAACAUGGGUCGUGUUGGUGUCAUCACUCACCGUGAGCGUCACGACGGAGGUUUCAACAUCGUCCACAUCAAGGACGCCAUUGAUAACACCUUCGCCACCCGCGAGUCCAACGUUUUCGUCAUCGGCUCUGAGAAGCCCUGGAUCUCCCUGCCCAAGAGCAAGGGUGUCAAGCUUACCAUCGCUGAGGAGCGUGACCGCCGCCGCGCCAACGCCCUCGCUGGCAACUAAGCUUUUCGUCUCUCUCGGAAAAGAAAGGAGUCGUAAGCGGAAGUCUGCUGCGUGUGUGUGAGGAUGCCGUUCUUGUCAAGAGGUUGACUGACGGGCCAUCCGAACCACAUUUUCGUGAUGUCUAUCCAGGACGAAAACGGUUAUUUGGGUCGGGCAAAAUGGGAUUGAGCAUGAUCAAAAGAAUUACGGAGUCUAGGGCUGAUUUUAGAGUUGUCGGCUUUGACUACCCCCGGCAGAUAGCUGUACUGCGGCCAAUACCAAGCCAUUGAAGGUCACUCUUCCGCCCAAUCUUGAGUUCCCAAAUAUCAUUCGCUUCUGUUUGAAAGUGACGUCCCUCCCCUCUAUGCGACUAGGUUAUGGAUGGAUCAUGUAUUUCGCGUCAGGUCUUGUCCCCCAAAUCGCCUCGAGCCCCGUGUGUCAUCGAAAGAGCCUUACAAGGUCACUACGGCAUCAACGAGCCUGCUCCAGCCACUCACCUUUUCCCAGCCUGCAUGGAAGGAUCCUUCGCCUAGCUAGCCAGCUAGCCAGGCCCGCCCAGGCCUCUGGAGAGAUGGCGCCCGAGGGCGCCAACAGCUCUAACCCCUUGGCUCUUUCCUUUCUAGAGAGAGGCCUCGCGUUGAUCUCUGCUCAAAAGCCCCCACGAAACCUGCCUUCCACACCACGCACGACAGGAAACGCGGCCGCCCACGUUGAUUCUCCAAGGGGGGGUUUUCUUGGUGAUUCUCGCGUCUCGCCCGGCGAGGUCAGAUGUUGUCAUGUAUUAAAAAUCAUCCAUGGGCUUGGAAACCCUCUCGGAUCUGCGGCGGCCAAGGCUCGCCCGUGGCUCUGGGACGAUGGGCAGCCGUGGUUUCGUAUUUUCCUGGGAAGGGCGGAUGGUGUCCUGAGCCGCCGACCUCACGCGGGGUCGUUUUUGUAGCAUGCAGCGGCCAACGUAGGCCGGCAAGUUGUAUCCCCAGACUGGGGGGUUGAGGACAGCAGCAAAGCGGUCGAAAAGUUUCGUUCCCGCCUAUACAAACACCCCAACAGGACAGUCAGAAUGCUUUCAAAGACCAACGUGAUAGGGCAACCGCUUGAAGUCACCCUCUUU